Messenger RNA from Yarrowia lipolytica CLIB122, 912 nucleotides. RefSeq lists its product as uncharacterized. Gene Ontology annotation, cellular component: nucleus. The record is from RefSeq and is a predicted model, not a curated record. Lineage: Eukaryota; Fungi; Ascomycota; Dipodascomycetes; Dipodascales. Gene Ontology annotation, molecular function: NAD+ binding; protein-succinyllysine desuccinylase activity; protein-malonyllysine demalonylase activity.
AUGCUUUCUUCAGACCUGGAAUCGUUCCAGAAACAUCUUUUGUCGUCCCGCAAGAUCCUGGCUCUUGUUGGCGCGGGCCUCUCUCAGUCGUCAGGCCUCCCUACUUUUAGAGGAGAAGGAGGCAUCUGGCGCAACUACGACGCAGCUGAACUUGCCACGCCCGAGGCAUUCCACAACGAUCCCUCCACAGUAUGGCAGUUUUACGCCCACCGAAGACACAUGUCUUUGAAGGCCAAGCCCAACCCGGGACACUAUGCUCUGGCUGAACUGGCCCGAAGACUGCGCGGACGGUUUCUGACACUUACGCAGAACGUUGACGGUCUCUCGUCGCGCGCAGAGCAUCCCCAAGAAGCACUUUUGAAGCUUCAUGGAGACCUGUUUGCUCUCAAAUGCACGUCCUUCUUCUGUUCAUACACCACCGAAGACAACUUUGCAGACCCACUAACGCCGGCACUAAGUAUCACCGACAACUACAACUCGGCACAGCUGCAGCGCCACCGAAUACCCGUCGAAGAUCUGCCCACAUGUCCUCAUUGCAAAGAGGGUCUGCUGAGACCCGGAGUGGUGUGGUUUGGAGAAUCGUUGCCGUUCAAGGUCAUGAACACUGCCGAUGAGUUUCUCGAGGACGAAGACGUGGAUUUGAUUAUCGUAGUCGGCACAUCGGGAAGCGUGUGGCCCGCUGCUGGCUACGUGGAGCGAGUGGCCCUCAGCGGAGGUAAGGUGGCCAUCUUCAACAUGGAGAUUGACCACUACCAGUAUGGAGAAAGUGAGGCCGAAACCACGGACUCCGAAGAUAGCAGCAACGAAGACGCUGUGAUUGAGGGAUGGGCCUUCAAGGGCAACGCCUCCGAGUGGUUGCCAAAGGCUCUGGAACCUGUUAUUGGGCGGGCCUUUAUGAAGAGAAGAAGUUAG